Chaetomium fimeti is the source of this 6335-nucleotide messenger RNA. RefSeq names its product armadillo-type protein. The record is from RefSeq and is a predicted model, not a curated record. Gene Ontology annotation, cellular component: endocytic vesicle; Golgi apparatus; membrane. Gene Ontology annotation, molecular function: protein binding. Gene Ontology annotation, biological process: intracellular protein localization; retrograde transport, endosome to Golgi; endocytosis. Lineage: Eukaryota; Fungi; Ascomycota; Sordariomycetes; Sordariales; Chaetomiaceae. Bases 108 to 6335 code for a protein of 2075 amino acids. The transcript is spliced from 2 exons.
GAGUCCAUUCCAGGUUCCUUCUCUUUUGGCACUGCAACUUUACAUUUCUUACGGUCGGGGACAGUUACAACCCGGAACACCAACAACCUCCACAAUACUAGUUCCCGAUGGCAUCGACAGCGGGCACGGAUGAGCCCAGUACCGUAAACGGCGAUGCCCCGCGCACAUCCGCAGUAGCAGCAGCAGCAGCAGCAGCAGCAGCAGCAUCGAGUCCCAAUCCCGAAUUCGAUGUUUCCAAACUCCAAGGGUUGCCCUCUGAGCAACAGGAACUGCUUCUAUUAAACUUUACCUCGUCCCUAAGCAAACAUGUCCUUAGCCUCGCACCCGACGACUGCACUGCGCAGCAGUUCUACCUCAAGAAGGAAGUGUUCAAGAUCAUCAACCUCGCGGCCCCACCUCCAACAAGAGUGAUACGCAACACCCUAGGGAAAUGUCUGGCACACAUAUUUGGCAAGGGAGAUCGGAAGCUGCUCUUCGAGACCGUCAACGAGCUAUCGGGGAUUAUCUCCAGCGGAAAAUCGAAGAAUGAGGGUGAGAUCCGGACGAAACAUGCUGCCGUUGCGUGCUUGGGAGAGGUCUAUGCUGCUGCGGGCGAUAGUGCCAUCGGCCUCCACCAACUCGCCUGCGCAGCCCUCCUGAAGCUUCUAAAGUCGUCCUCUAGCAACGCCGGUCUUCGCGCCGCCGUGUUUACAGUUUUCGGGAAGAUCACAACAAUGUUGGGAGGGAGCUUAGACGAGAGCAUCGCAAGGGACGUCUGGAAGCAGGGCCGGAGCUACGCCACGAGCGACAAGGGGUCGCUUGUUAUCAUCGCCGCGUGCCGCUGCUUGCGUUCGCUCCUACAAUUCACUCCCUAUUUCCAAACCUCGAGCGACUUCGAUAGUCUCCGGUCUUCCAUGUUCAAGACGUUCGACUCGCCAUCAUCCAACGUACGCUCUGCUGCUGCCGACUGCUUUGCCGAGGCUCUCGUUCGAGGUUAUUCCGAGUCCGCCGUUGGAGAAGCUCCGUUGGUCUUGCUCAAGAGAACAAAGUCCAAAGCUGUGAAGCGGCAGUCUAUGCAAGUUGGGGCACUCCAAGACGACGAUGACCUCCCCCCGAGGCCCGAGAGUCCCGCGCCAACCAAGAAGUCCCAAGUGCUGGCUUUGUCACUGGUCGAUAUGCUCAAGACCUUGUCGACACAAUACGUUCGGAUGUCGACUACGAACAAAUCUAGGGCCGCAAUCGCUGUUUGCUAUGGCAACAUGCUUCGGAAGCUGGGAGAAAAGACGGUUGAGAACAACUACACACGGAUUGUGGAGCACAUGACAGUUGAGCUCUUGGGGCAUAGCAACAUCACCAACAAUCGCUACCGCCUGCUUAUCUCCCGGCGAAUGGUGGAAAUUAUUAUCCAGGACAUCGUUGGGAAGAAGAUCCUCGGGGAGUCGGGCCAGACCGGCGCGGCAAAGGCUCUCCUCAACGACGUCGUUAAGAAUUACCCACAAGCACUCAAGGAGAAGCCAGAACCCACCAAACAAACACUGGUUGUUUCGCUGAGCGCCCUAGCGUCCUUGAUAAACAGUUUGGGCUCAGCAGCCAACAGCUUUUCGGAAGGUUGUCGCGACGGUCUCCUUCAAGUCCUUCAGCAUCCGAGUUACACCGUUCAAGUCUACGCAUCGUCAUGUUUGAAAACCUUCCUGUUAGCCUGCCCUCAACAACUUCUGCCCUGCCUCUCGGUGUGCAUGAACAGCCUCAGCAGAGAGUUGGGGCUGCUUGGUACUGGAAGAGGCUCGCCUCGCAGGUGUCUUGGUUUUGCCCAUGGUCUUGCCUCCGGUCUUAGCGCAAGUCCGGAGCGGCCGCUAUACGGUUCGGUCGACAUCAACAGCCGUGUGCUAACAAUGUCGACGAAUCUGCUCAAGUCUAGCGGCAGCUCCGAGCUGCGUGUGGCGAGCACUCAAAUCCAGGUUGCCUGGACCUUGAUCGGGGGCCUUAUGUCACUCGGACCCAACUUCGUCAAGAUCCAUCUCUCACAGCUUCUUCUCCUAUGGAAGAAUGCCCUGCCAAAGGUCCUAUCAAAGGACAGCUCAAUCCACAGAAACUAUCUGAAUGCUUCCUUCUUGACACAUGUCCGGGAAUGCGCGCUUGGUUCAAUCCUCGCGUUCCUCGAGUUCAACAGCCGCCUCCUAACCGUCGACGUCUCGAAGCGUAUUGCGACUAUGCUGCAAAGCACGGCCGCAUUCCUGAAGACGCUUCCCUCAAAGAAAACUGCAGAAGACAUCAACGAAAGACUGACACCGUCACUGCAACUUCAAGACCUGGAGACCAUGGUACAACGGAGAGUUCUCCAGUGUUACACAAAACUGGUGAAUAUCAGUCCAGCCGGCGGCACCGAGGCACUCCUACAAUCCAACCUCCUCACCCUAGCCAUAUCUCUGUUCGCGGACCCGGAUAAUUACACCCCGAGCUCGCUCAGUGCAUCAAUCGCCAACACAGCCUCGACCUUUGAGUCCGUGUGGGAUAUAGGCGACAACUCUGGGUUCGGGGUGACCGGUCUCGUACGGGGUUUCAACGUCAGACCGCUUCCAGGACAACACGAAAGCUCAGAAGACCGCACACCUUCUGGCCGAGAGGGCCCGGAAGAGCAAAUCGAGAGGCUUUUGCUCUCGCCCGUCUGCGGGACCCUGGAGCACGAUGCCUCCGUUCUCUACAUCGGCAGCGCUGACGGACCCAGCCUUCCUGACCCCGCAGCGACCGAAGUCGUGAAUAUGGCGAUCCAACUCUUCGCCUUUGUCUUCCCGCUCACGCCACCCAAGGUUCAGGAGAGCGUGUUGGAGCAAGUGACGACAUUUGUUGCGGCUGGGUCGCUGCAACGAGACCCAGGUCGGAAGGCUGCCGUCAAUGUAAACGUCGCCACCGCUCUGCUCUCGAUCCUGCGAGUAGCAGUCAAGGAGACAAGGUCGCCUCCGGGCGACGUGACCAAUCCGGCCGUCGAGAAACUCAUCCAGGAGUUGCUUCGUGACUUCGUACUAGAUCGAGACCAGUACGUCCGGAGCAUCGCCUACGAGGCAGUUGCUCGGCUGUGUGGCACUUGCGGGAAUGCCUUCACAAACCAAGAGAUCAAGUACCUUGUCGAUACCAUCGUCGUCAACCGGGAACCUAGCGCGAGAGCGGGUUGUGCGAUGGCCCUCGGCACUAUCCAAGCCAAGAUCGGUAGCAUGGCGGCCGGAUACCAUCUGAAAACCAUUCUCAACAUCCUGUUAUCUCUGUGCAACGACCCGCACCCUACUGUUCACUACUGGGCGUUAGAGGCAGUUGCGCGGGUAGCGGAUGCCUCUGGCUUGGGAUUCGCACAAUACGUCUCGGCCACCCUUGGGAUGUUGGCUAACCUCUAUUUUUCGGAAACACACAAUCCCGAAGUGGCCUUGCCGGCCUCGAUGAACCUCGAGGUCGAGUCUUCUACGUCCGCGGCGAUCGCUCACUGCGUAGAUUCGCUGAUCAACGUCCUUGGCCCUGACCUCCAGGACUCGACCAAGUCGAGAGAGCUCAUUCUUACCCUUGUUGGAUAUUUUCAACAAGAAGAGGAUCUUGAAGUGCAGAGAGCCAGCCUGGUGUGCUUAGAGCAUCUCUCACUCUACGCCCCGGGAUACAUGAAAUUCGAAGAGUAUGUGAAGACACUUCAAGGCUACCUUGGCUCCGAGAACACAAUUCUUCGAGAUGUUGCUGUGGAUGGCCUUCACAACCUCAUGAAGCGGAACCCAUACGACGUCAUCGAGGCAGCGGAUCAGGGAUUCGAAGACCAGCUCUGGCUGGUGCUCGACUCGGACCCCAGUCAUGACGGGAUGCACAACACGCUCCGGAACUGGAUGCGGCAUACGUGUCUUGCAAACACGGCUGCCUGGCUCGCACGCUUCCAGCAUGUCCUCAAAAUGACUCGGCCCAAGGACGCAGUGAAGGAGACGGCCACGACCAAGAAAUCGGGAACCGGCCUUGAUCUUCAAGAUGAAGAAGUCGCUGGGUUCGCUGCCGCGCCGGGCGCCACCAAGGACGAAAAGGACGUCCUGAGCGGCCCCGACGUUGAGCCUCUGAGGUGGCAGGUCACGACCUUUGCGAUGGACUGCCUGAAUGAUAUAUUCAUUCUCGUUGCCAAAGACAUUGCCACCAAUGGCGAGUCUGUGGCGCAGGUCGCGCUCCAGACCAAGAUUGCCGAUGUCGUUCGGAUGGCCUUCUCAGCGUCGACUUCCGGGGUGGUUGAGCAGAGGAUCUGGGGCCUGAAAAUUAUUGGCGCCGUGCUAAAAAUGUUUGGCAAGACCCCGGACCCCGAUUUUGAGGAGGCCAUGCUCCUCGAGCAGUACCAGGCUCAGAUCAGUUCCGCCCUUACGCCCGCAUUUGCCGCCGACUCUUCCCCUGAGCUGGCUGCUGAGGCCGUCAAUGUCUGCGCUGGCUUCAUCGCGACGGGCAUUGUUAGAGAUGUCGACAGGAUGGGCAGGAUUCUGAAGACGCUUGUCAGCUCACUCGAGAACUUCCAGACCGAGGAUGAGAAUGCGGGCAUUGGUGACCUAAAGGGGUUGAGUUCCAAUGCACGGGUCAUGGUCAAAAUGGCCGUGUUUGGGGCCUGGGCUGAGCUCCAAGUUGCGAGCUCGGAGCAGAAAUACCUGCUUGACGUCCUCAAACCGCACAUCGGCACGUUGACUCCCCUAUGGCUCGAGUCUCUCCGGGAGUUUGCUCGGCUGCGCUUUGAGCCGGAUAUCUCUAUGACUCUGGGACCACCGUCGCUCUCCGGGAGCCUUGACACGGUGUACGCGGCCCUCAACAGGGAGACGCAACUCAAGUUCUACCAGGACUCGUGGCUGAAGCUGGUGGAUGCUAUUGCCAGUCUCAUCGGGCAGGACAGCGAGUUUGUGUUUGACGCGCUGGACGGCAAGGAAGUUACAGGCCCCAACGUCAACGGCGGUCCCCGAGGCCUGGGUAUCAACUACCGGGAUGAGCCAGUGGCCUUCUUCUUUGUGUUAUUUGGCAUCGCCUUCGAGGCGCUGGCAACCAAGCCCGGCCAGAGCGAAUCUCUGGCUACCCAGGAGCAAACACUUGCAAUCCUCAGCGCGCUGAAGAAAAUUCUGCACCCGAGCGUGUCUGGCCAAGCGAUCUACCGCGAGGCCAUCUUCUCCGAGACAAUGGAUCUUCUUGACCGCCUUGUUCUCACCGAAGGGCUCGACGUUCAGGGGGUGAUCGUCGAGAUCGCAAGAGAUCUUUGCUUAGCGCACCCGGCAGCAAGGAAACAAGAGGAAGCGGAUAAUGGCGAGCUGUCAGAGGACAUUGAGCAACUCUUCGAGCUCACACGUAUCAUCGUCCUGGUUCUUUCCGGCCUCAUCCCGAAUCUCAGCGAGAGCCCGCAACCAAUCCGCCACCAGAUGACCGAGGAAGCGAUCCUCCUCAUCAAGACAGCACUCAAUGCGCUUGUCGACGCCGCCGAAGUGUUCCCAGCCAUCAUCAAGACCGAUCUCUAUGCCUGCAUCAUCCACAUCUUCGCCACCGUCCUCGCCACUCCUUCCUGCCAGGACGUGAUCGUGCCUCAGUCCCUACCGACCCUGAAGCGCUUCAUCACGAGCAUGUCCCUUUCCAGACAAGUCUCCGAAGAAGGCCACUCGCAGACGGACAUCCAACUGCUCGGCUGCCUGCGCCGGUUCCUGUCCAUCUACCUCCACGCCCAGAAGCGCGAGGCACCCACGUCCCUGACGUGCGUCAAGAACUGCCUGCUGGCGCUCACGAUCCUCUUCACGGGCGGCAAGAACCACCUCCCCGCCAGCGAGCCCCUGGUCGCGCGCUUCCUCGAGGAAGUCCUCGACUGUCUGACCGAUCGCAUGACAGCCAAGAUCGCCGCCUCCUGCCUGCGCACGCUCCUCCUACAACCCCAACCCACAACAGCAGACCAAUCCCUCGCGCGGCACCUGCUCCCGCGCCUCCUCGCCUUCACAGCCGACACCAGCCCGGAGGACCCGGAGCAGGCGCGGGGGCUGGUAGCGCACGCGCUGUGCGGCUAUGUCGGCGCGCUGGCCGCCGCCGCCGGCACGGGUUCCGGCUCGGACCGCGCCCCCGUCGCCAUGGCGCUCGUCCUGCCCGCGCUGCUCGCGCGCGCCCUGAGCGAGGGGUCUGUGGUUUAUCGUGAGACCAGCACCCGGCUGCUGGAGCUGGCGUCGGCCGACCAGGUUGCGUUCCGCGGGGUUAUAGGUAGGAUGGGGGAGGGGCAGAGGGGGUUUCUGGAGGAGGUUAUUCGGUCUGGGAGAGAGGCGGCCGCGGGGAGGGUGGAGAGUGCGGGUGGCGGGGCGAGGGAGCCGAGUAUUGCGUUGAAGAUGGAUUUUGGGGGGUGA